AUGGCACGCGCCCCGCUCGCUGCCCCGGGCCAGCUGCCCUGCUGGGGGAAAAGAAAGGACCCCGGGGCCGGGCGCGGGCGGUGGGGAGAGCCCCGGCUGGGGGUCUCGGCGCAGCACCCCGCGGGGGGCCCGGCCGCGGCGCAGACAAUAGCCCAAGCGGAGCCCCCACGCCCGGUCCACAGCAGCCGGGCCGGAGCGGGGCCGCGGCCGGGGAGCCCUGCUUCCCGAGGCCCCUUUGUUGCUCCAGAAGGGAGGCAGGAAGUGGGUGCGGUGGGCGGGGCCAGGCGCGGGCCCCCUCCUCUUCCUCGCCCCGGCUCCAGCUCCCGCUCGGCCCCGGCCGUGGGGACAGGCCGCGGGGAGGAGGGCGGCGCGACUGGGGCUCCCCCCGGGACGCGGCCCCGGCGCCCCCCGCGCGCCCCCGGGGCGGACCCGCCUUCUCAGCCCGGGGGCGGCGUCCCGGGGGGCCCGGGCCUGGACGCGCCAGCGGGAUGGGGCUCCCGCGGCCCCAGCCCUCCAGCGCCGGGCUCAGGGACGCGGUCGCCGGGGACCUGCUCACCCCCAAACCAGCGGCCCCCGCCAAGCGCUGGCCGCGGCCGCCCCCUCCCCCAGCUCCGGGGAUUUGAACGCAAACAAAGCGGCGGCGCCGGGAGCGUGGCGGAGCCCGGCCUGCGGACGCCCCCUGCCGGCCCCGGCCCCACGCGGGAAGGGGGGCGCGUCGGCUCCCCCAGCCCUCCCGCCGCCCGUACCCGAGGCCGGGGCCGCACCCCGCGGCGCGCUCCGAGGACCCGCCCGCGCGGCGGAGCCCCCAGCCCCAGGCCCUCCCAGCGCCGAGGAAGCGGGGGCUCAGGCGGGGCGCAGGCAGGGCGCCCCCCUCUCGUGCCCAGCCCGAGCUGCCGCUGGGGGUGCCGAGGCGCUCCGGGACGGGGCGGCCCGGCUUGGAUCGCGGGCCUGGCUUUCCUCCCCGGCGGAACGGGGGGCCGCGGGGGUGGGGAGCCGCGGGCGGCCCGGGGGCCUGGCGGGGAUGCCGGCCGCGAGGGGGUCCCCGCGCCCCACCGAGCCCGCACCCCGUCUCCGGACCCCGCGGCCGCCCCGCGCCGGGCGCACCCCCGCAAGGCAGCCCGCGGCGGGUGGCGCAGCGGACCCUCGAGAGGACAGCUGUCCCCGCCGCUGUCCCGCCCGCACCCCGAGAUCCCCGCCCGGCGCGCGCGCGGCGGCCCCGGCCCGAGCCCGGGGACAAAGCGGCGGCCGCCGCGCCCCGCAGCCCCGGCCCCGCUCACCAAUCCCGUGCGCUCAGGUCCCUGGGCGCCGCCUGCGCCCGCCCCGCCGCCGCCCGCCCUCGGUCCCGGCUCGGCUCUGCGCCCCGGGCUCGGGCUCCCCGCGCCUCCGCUCCGGCUCUGUCUCCGCGGCCUCCGCCGCUCCCCGCCCCCUCCCCUGACGUCAGGCGGGGAUGGGGGGGUCGAGCGGGGCCGGGGCGGGACCCACAGGCCCGCCCAGGAGGGGCUGCGACCCGCCGCGACCCGUCGCCCCGGGCUUGGGAGCCGCGGGCUGCGCCACGGCGCCGGGAGGAGGGGCGGGGAGCGCUCCCGGGCGUCGCCGCGGGGCCCUCGGACUCACCCCGUCUUCCCGAAGUGUCCCCCGAAGGCCUUCCGCGGGCCCGGCGGCUGCGCUUGGGGUCGCAAAGGGGGCCGGGGGCUUCCCAAGUUGGGGUUACGGGGGCGCGAGCGGGCCAGCCACCUCGGGGUUCAGCGUUCGGGGGAUGCGCGCUGGGGAAACCGGGGCUUCUCUUCCCGCAAUCAGAGCGGCUGGAACGGUCCUCGCCCACCGGGAAGACCCCCCGCCAAGUCUCCAGAGCCGGCCAGGCCGUUCGUUGUCGCUGUCCAGGGAAGGGCCGGGCGCCCCUCGGGUCGCACAACGCCGACCGCAGGAGGUGACUCUCGGAGCCCGAGGAGGCUGGACAACAAGUGGCCGAGCCCUGACGUUCAGGCGCAAGGGGCCGAGGGGAACCGCGCGCCAGCACCGCCAGCCUCCGCCCACAGCCUCUCGGAGAAGCCACUGGUCGCUCCGGCCCCCUGGGCGGUGCUGGAGUGGCCUGUCUCCUGCCAAGCUGGUCCUCAGAGCCGGGCAGGAUGUGCCAGCAGCUCAGGCCAGGCCCUAGAGCUGGGCCCAGGAGUCCCGGCUGAAAAGCCAGUGGCGCCCCAUCCUGACCUGACCCCGAGCCACGGUGCCCCUCAUUCGGUGCUCACCCCCCACCUCUCGCAAAGGCAGCCUUCUGCCGGGAGGCCGGCCCAGGGUGCGGACUGGGGCCCUCUCAUCACCCUUCAGGUGGCUGAGGAUGGAGCCCACGUCCCCACUCUUAUCUCGGGAUCAGAGGCAGAACUGACACCACUGAGACCUCGGGGGGCCUCGGCCAAGGGGGCAGGUGGUGCCGCCAGGGACAGAAACCAGAACUCUCCGUCAGGCUGUCUGUGCUCCGUUCGCACCCGCCUGGGUGUCUUCCACCUAUCACUUAGCAGCGGCCCCGAGGCAGAGGCUUUCUGUGGGGACCCAGCCCUGUCCUCGGUGCACUUGGGUGCUGAAUAA
Messenger RNA from Choloepus didactylus (southern two-toed sloth), 2580 nucleotides. Its product is annotated as collagen alpha-1(I) chain-like. NCBI's taxonomy places the organism in Eukaryota, Metazoa, Chordata, Mammalia, Pilosa, Megalonychidae. The transcript is spliced from 6 exons. The record is from RefSeq and is a predicted model, not a curated record. The coding region runs from base 1 to 2580 and encodes 859 amino acids.